Drosophila teissieri is the source of this 1458-nucleotide messenger RNA. It is a transcript of the gene ort, whose product is annotated as glycine receptor subunit alpha-4. Bases 1 to 1458 code for a protein of 485 amino acids. Gene Ontology annotation, cellular component: membrane; synapse; neuron projection. Gene Ontology annotation, biological process: nervous system process; chloride transmembrane transport; regulation of membrane potential. The transcript has 4 exons. The record is from RefSeq and is a predicted model, not a curated record. Lineage: Eukaryota; Metazoa; Arthropoda; Insecta; Diptera; Drosophilidae. Gene Ontology annotation, molecular function: extracellular ligand-gated monoatomic ion channel activity; transmembrane signaling receptor activity; neurotransmitter receptor activity.
AUGGUGUUCCAAAUAGUAAUUCUGAUGAUCUGCACCAUCUGCAUGAAGCACUACGCCAAAGGGGAGUUUCAACAAAGUCUGGCCAUAACCGACAUCCUUCCCGAGGACAUCAAGCGCUACGAUAAGAUGAGACCGCCGAAGAAAGAGGGUCAGCCGACUAUAGUCUACUUCCAUGUGACGGUGAUGGGUCUGGACUCCAUUGAUGAGAACUCGAUGACUUAUGUGGCGGAUGUGUUCUUUGCUCAGACAUGGAAGGAUCAUCGCCUGCGAUUGCCGGAGAAUAUGACACAGGAAUACCGAUUGUUGGAGGUGGACUGGCUGAAGAAUAUGUGGCGGCCGGAUUCGUUUUUCAAGAACGCCAAAUCGGUGACCUUUCAGACCAUGACCAUACCCAAUCACUAUAUGUGGCUGUACAAGGAUAAGACCAUUCUUUACAUGGUCAAGCUAACACUGAAGCUGUCCUGCAUCAUGAACUUUGCCAUUUAUCCUCAUGACACUCAGGAGUGCAAGCUGCAAAUGGAAAGCCUGUCACACACCACAGACGACUUGAUAUUCCAGUGGGAUCCCACCACGCCCCUUGUGGUGGACGAAAACAUCGAGCUGCCCCAGGUGGCCCUCAUUCGGAAUGAAACGGCGGAUUGCACCCAGGUUUAUUCCACGGGCAACUUCACCUGCCUGGAGGUGGUGUUCACUCUGAAGCGUCGUUUGGUGUACUACGUUUUCAACACCUACAUUCCCACCUGCAUGAUAGUCAUCAUGUCCUGGGUUUCCUUCUGGAUCAAACCGGAGGCGGCUCCAGCCCGGGUGACUCUGGGGGUCACCUCCUUGCUAACGCUUUCAACGCAACACGCCAAAUCGCAGUCGUCCUUGCCACCUGUUUCCUAUCUCAAGGCCGUGGACGCCUUUAUGUCCGUUUGCACGGUCUUCGUGUUCAUGGCCCUUAUGGAGUAUUGUCUAAUAAACAUCGUCCUGAGCGACACGCCCAUUCCCAAGCCGAUGGCCUAUCCACCCAAGCCCGUGGCGGGCGAUGGACCCAAAAAGGAGGGCGAGGGAGCUCCACCUGGGGGCAGCAACUCGGCGGCCAACAAGCAGCAAGCCACUAUGUUGCCACUGGCCGAUGAGAAAAUCGAGAAGAUUGAGAAGAUCUUUGACGAGAUGACCAAGAAUAGAAGGAUUGUGACCACCACACGCCGCGUGGUGCGUCCGCCCCUGGACGCCGAUGGUCCGUGGAUUCCGCGGCAGGAGUCGCGGAUAAUACUGACCCCGACUAUUGCCCCGCCGCCACCGCCCCCUCCGCCAGCGGCACCGGAACCGGAACUGCCCAAGCCGAAGCUCACACCCGCCCAGGAGCGGCUCAAGCGGGCUAUAUAUAUAGAUCGGUCAUCGCGCGUCCUUUUCCCCGCCCUCUUCGCCAGUCUGAAUGGCAUCUACUGGUGUGUGUUCUACGAGUAUCUAUAA